This is a messenger RNA of Rhopilema esculentum, 959 nucleotides long. RefSeq names its product signal recognition particle 14 kDa protein-like. Gene Ontology annotation, cellular component: signal recognition particle, endoplasmic reticulum targeting. Gene Ontology annotation, biological process: SRP-dependent cotranslational protein targeting to membrane. NCBI's taxonomy places the organism in Eukaryota, Metazoa, Cnidaria, Scyphozoa, Rhizostomeae, Rhizostomatidae. Gene Ontology annotation, molecular function: endoplasmic reticulum signal sequence receptor activity; 7S RNA binding. The record is from RefSeq and is a predicted model, not a curated record.
CGGUACGAGGCUGUAAGCACCAUACGUCUUCUUUCCUUUCAUUCGAGGAAAGGAAUACUAACAAAGAUGGUACUUCUAGAAAAUGAUGCGUUUCUGGCCCAACUUCCUCAACUGUUUGCAUCUACGAAGUCUUCAGGUUCUGUUUUCGUCACUUUAAAAAAAUAUAAUGGACAAACGAAGCCAAAACCAAAAACAAAGGCAGGGGAAGCCAGCAAGCCUCAUGAGACUGUAGGAGAAAGCAGGUGCUUAUUUAGAGCAACAAAUGGAAAAAGAAAAUUAAGUACUGUUGUGAUGCACAAAGAUGUAAACAAAUUCCAAAUGGCAUAUGCAAAUUUAUAAGCAAACAUUGAUAACUUAAAGAAAAGGGAUAGGAAAAAGACCAAGAAAAACACCAAAGCAGCAGCUAAAGAAAAGUCAAGACAAGAACAAUCACCUUGAGUAGUUCCUUUAGAGAAUAUUUUGGGUUUUGCAUGCCAUCUAUAUAUUGAAAUGCCAUCUGUGUUUUGAGGUUAAAACUUAGAUGUUGAAAUUUGCUAAGAGUACACCUGUUGCAUUAUAGCAGCAAAUUUAUUGAGGCCAAACCAUUAUUCCAUUUGAUUUAACCCUGAGCCAUUUUCGAGUUAAAAUCAGAUGAAGUACAGUUGGACAGAACAUUUAUUUAAAAUAACUUGAUACAGAGAUAAUAAAAACUAUGGUGCUUAACAUAUUUCUCAAUAUAUAAUUUGAAGGUCACUACAAACUUAAAUGCCUAAUUUAUUAAACUAGCAUUUUUCUUAGGCAAUUUCUUGGAAUUGAUAUCACUUUAAGAGCAGAGCAAGUCAGAAAAUUUGUUUUAAAGUUGUUGUUAUCAGAAUUGCAGAGUAAUAGAAGAUAUUUGUUAUGCAGUAAUUAAAAGCAUCAUUAUGGCUGUAAUUAAAAUAAGGUAUAAUUGACUGAUGAUUUAUCAAAACCUGCUGAAA